This is a messenger RNA of Cordyceps fumosorosea ARSEF 2679, 291 nucleotides long. RefSeq lists its product as hypothetical. NCBI's taxonomy places the organism in Eukaryota, Fungi, Ascomycota, Sordariomycetes, Hypocreales, Cordycipitaceae. The record is from RefSeq and is a predicted model, not a curated record. The transcript is spliced from 4 exons. Bases 1 to 291 code for a protein of 96 amino acids.
AUGGCACACCCAUUUGUCUGGGCUAUGCGCAUCAUUCACGCGUUCGAGGAUCGCAUCGUCGCAGCUAUUCUUCGACGUCCGGGUUUUCAUCGCGGCGUCGGCCGCAUCCACAAGUUCAUCGACGAGAAGCAAAACGGCCGCCUGCCGCACGAGCCCCUGGCCCCUGGCGAAGCUACCGCGGAUCCGGACGCACCCGACCGAGCUCGCAGCUUCGUCAAGCACUUCUUCGACGAACUUCGCAAUCAAGCACGGGGCAAGCCGACUGACAUUGACAAACCACCGUACAAAUGA